AGAACAUAAAAGCCCCUUCUUCUAAAUUGGCCCUCCUAAAACCCUUCGACCUGAAACUAAUUUACAGUGGUUGCAGAGAUUCUCCGUUUAUGGAGCAAAUGAGUGGAAGGGGAGAAGAAGGGUUGACUUUGAUUGUGAGGAAACCGUGUUUCAAUUUGCCCACUGGAUGCCCAGAUUGCUUGCCGGUUUACAUCUAUCUAAAAUUGGCCAAUCUCCAUUUCCACUUGGAUUUCAAUCUCAUCUACCCCGAGUCUGAUAUAAUUCCUUAUGUUGAAACUGGUAACUAUGUGGCGUACAAUAACGAGAGGGGUGGGGUCAUUGAGUGUUUAAGACAGGAUGGUAUUCUUGAUCUCGACACCGAGUUUCUCUCGGUUCCGGAAUGGGUAUCUGCAAAAUCUAUGGUUAGUUCGUGGCUUGCAGAUGCAGUCAUGUACGAGCUUUGGUUGGGAACUGAUGGUGGUUCUGCUCAAAAGGUCUAUUAUUCUGAUCUUCCCUGGCCGAUUGGAAAGGUUCUGUAUUUUAAGAAAGUACACUUUGUGAAGCUUCAACUUGGGAUCAACAAAGAAAAUGCUGAACGAAGAGAAGAACAGAUUUAUAGAAAUGCAAAUCUUGCUUAUGGAGCUUUGUCAACUAGAUUAGGAGACCAGAAUUUUUUAUUUGAGAACAGGCCUUCAAGUUUAGAUGCACUUGUUCUAGGGCAUCUACUAUUCACUCUUCAAGUACUACCGGAAACGUCAGUGCUUCGCAGUAAGCUUUUAGAGCAUAGUAACCUCGUACGAUAUGCUGAAAAAUAUAUGACAGAGUUGAUAGAAGUUGGUACUUCAUCGUUACCAUCAUCUUCUUCUGCGCGUUCCAGUUCAGGGGCUUCGUCAUCAGCACCAAGAAGGGGUCCUUAUAACUGGAGCUCAAAGCCGAAGAGCAAGCAAAAGAAAGAAAAGACGAAAGAGGAGAAAACAUUCAAAAGGAGAGGCAAGUAUUUUGUAGGCGCACAGGUGGUGGCAGUUCUACUGUUUCUAACCCUCAUGGGCAGGGGUGAUGAUGCUGAAGUGGAGCUGGAUGACGAUGAAGGGUAUGAUUAUAGUGAAUGAAGAGUUCUUCAAUUUCUACAUUUUUGGAAGUGAUGACAAAGCCAUUAGCUUUUACUUUCACCAAACAUUUUUUAAAUGGAAGAGAAGUUUGCCUUUCUUUGAAAUUUUGAAGAGCUCUUCUGAUAGUUUGCUGGAUUCUUCUAAAGAACUGUUUUCAUUA
Messenger RNA from Cucurbita pepo subsp. pepo (vegetable marrow), 1248 nucleotides. RefSeq names its product mitochondrial outer membrane import complex protein METAXIN. Lineage: Eukaryota; Viridiplantae; Streptophyta; Magnoliopsida; Cucurbitales; Cucurbitaceae. Gene Ontology annotation, cellular component: cytoplasm; mitochondrial outer membrane. The record is from RefSeq and is a predicted model, not a curated record.